Humulus lupulus (European hop) is the source of this 2490-nucleotide messenger RNA. RefSeq names its product serine/threonine protein phosphatase 2A 57 kDa regulatory subunit B' theta isoform-like. Gene Ontology annotation, molecular function: protein phosphatase regulator activity. The record is from RefSeq and is a predicted model, not a curated record. Bases 585 to 2171 code for a protein of 528 amino acids. Lineage: Eukaryota; Viridiplantae; Streptophyta; Magnoliopsida; Rosales; Cannabaceae. The transcript has 3 exons. Gene Ontology annotation, biological process: signal transduction. Gene Ontology annotation, cellular component: protein phosphatase type 2A complex.
CGAGGAAAUAAACAAAGCCAACGUUUGAGAGUCAACAAACAACAACAACCAGGAACAAAACAAACACUUUCCUCUGUAAUGGAGGAACCGAUGGAAAAAGGGUUAUUUUUCAUCAGAUUUCUGCUGAUGUUUUUGGUUAAGAUUGACCCUUUUUAGUUGGAGUUUUCACUUUAGCUCGAAUGUUCAAAAUUUUGAUCUGGGUAUGUGGUGAAAGAGGCUGGAGUUUGAGAAGUGAAUAAAUAAAGGUUCUUGGAGCAUGAGAUUGGACAAAGCGCGGUCUGGUCUGAUUUUUAGCACUAAAAAAGGUUGGGUUUGAUUCUAGUUUUCAAAAGAAAGAAGGGGUUUUGAGCCUCCUGUAAUUGACUUAUUCAAAUAUUGGGUUUAGGACAAAAAUUUCUCGAUAUCUUUAUCUCUCUAGUAUUUAUUUUUUCAAAUAUUGGGUUUUAAGUAUUUGAGCUUUUUGCCUUCGAUUUGGCUUGGUGGAGUUUUUACUCGCUUUAUAUGUGGUCUCUAUUUGAUGAUUUUCUGAAAUUUUAGAGGGUGGCGCUUUCUUUCUUUCUUUCUUUCUUUUGUUUUUCUUCUGUAUGAGUAUGUUAAAACAGAUUCUCAGUAAGCUUCCCCGGAAGUCUUCUAAGAGCAAUGGAAAACAUGAAUAUGGUGGAAGCAAUGCUACUUAUUUUAACAAUGCUUCUACCAAUUCCAGAAGCAGUGAGUUAGAAGAGACUAACAAGUCUAGAACUUCAGUUAUAUCGUUUCCUGCUGGUAACAAUUAUGCUUCAGAAGUUGAGCAAAAUCAUGGUAACAAAAAUGGUCGAGUUGCGAAAUUGAAGCCAAACGGCAUUGCAGUGCCUUCUUCUUAUGAAGCACUGCCUGCGUUCAGGGAUGUUCCAAGCUCUGAGAAGCAAAGCUUAAUGAUAAAGAAGUUAAAUUUGUGCUGUGUUGUGUUUGAUUUCACUGACCCAACAAAGCACCUCAAAGAGAAAGAGAUCAAACAACUAACAUUGUUGGAGCUAGUGGAUUACUUGACUUCUGCAAAUGAUAAGUUUUCUGAAACCGUCAUGCAAGAAGGUAUUAAAAUGGUAUCCACAAACUUAUUUAGAACCUUCACUCCACAGCCGCGUGAGAACAAAGUUGCAGAAGGGUUUGAUUUGGAAGAGGAGGAACCUUCCAUGGAUCCUGCAUGGUCUCACUUACAAAUUGUAUAUGAGUUUUUUGUAAGGUUUGUUGCAUCAUCUUAUAUCGAUGCGAAACUAGCUAAACGAUAUGUUGAUCACUCUUUUAUUCUUCAGUUGCUGGAGCUUUUUGACUCUGAAGAUUUUAGAGAAAGGGAGUAUCUGAAAACCAUUCUGCACCGCAUUUAUGGAAAGUUUAUGGUGCAUCGUCCUUUCAUUAGGAAGGCUAUCAACAACAUUUUUUAUCGCUUUAUCUUUGAGACAGAGAGGCAUAAUGGUAUCACUGAACUUCUUGAAAUUUUGGGCAGCAUUGUAAAUGGAUUUGCUCUACCACUGAAAGAAGAGCACAAGUUGUUUCUUGUCCGGGCACUUAUUCCCCUACACAAACCAAAAUGCUUGGUAAUGUACCACCAACAAUUAUCUUACUGCAUCACACAAUUUGUGGAAAAGGAUUGCAAGCUUGCUGAUACAGUCAUAAGGGGCUUAUUGAAGUACUGGCCAAUCACCAAUAGUUCCAAGGAAGUGAUGUUCUUAGGUGAAUUGGAGGAAGUUUUAGAAGCAACUCAUCCACCAGAGUUCCAGCGUUGCAUGGUGCCCUUGUUUCUCCAGAUUGCUCGUUGUUUAAACAGUUCUCACUUUCAGGUUGCGGAGAGAGCAUUGUUUUUGUGGAACAACGAUCACAUUGAGAACUUGAUCAAGCAAAAUCACAAUGUCAUUCUACCAAUAAUCUUCCCCGCCUUGGAAAAUAAUGCUAGAAAUCAUUGGAACCAAGCUGUUCAUAGCUUGACCUUAAAUGUGUGCAAGAUUUUCCAUGAUCUUGAUCCCGAGCUGUUUGAAGAGCGCUUACACAAGUUUCAUGAAGAUGAGUCAAAAGAAUAUGAGAUUAAAGCAAGACGCGAAGCCACGUGGCAACGUUUAGAAGAGCUAGCUGUGAAGAACUUCACAAGCAAAGAGCUAGUGCUUGUUUCACGCGAAGCUGCUCAUCAUGCUACAACCUAGCUUAGCUGCAGCAAGUGGACAGUUUGAAUGGCCUGCAAUUUUUUUUCAGUUGAGAUGAGAUUGGUAAAAAAAACUGGUGAGUGGUGAAUGGUUCAAAUGGUUGAAUGUUUUAUUCAUUUAUUUAUUCUCACCUGCUUCAAAAAAAAUUAAACAAAAACAAAUCAUAUCUAUCUACACUACUGGGAAGCGCAUUGUUUUGUUUAUCCUUCUUAUCUUCAGACUUAAGUUAAAGCAUAUAUUUUCUUUUACUGAAGUUUGUUAUAAUGAGGUGCACAACACGACCUGAUGAAGGAAAUGUUUCUUUAUGAGUUGAGCAUAA